Molecule: messenger RNA, 4770 nt
Organism: Onychostoma macrolepis
Lineage: Eukaryota; Metazoa; Chordata; Actinopteri; Cypriniformes; Cyprinidae
Gene: apbb2a
Product: amyloid beta precursor protein binding family B member 2
Exons: 13
Coding region: 158-2701 (847 amino acids)
Biological process (GO): regulation of DNA-templated transcription
Cellular component (GO): cytoplasm; nucleus
Molecular function (GO): amyloid-beta binding; transcription factor binding
Source: RefSeq, a predicted model, not a curated record
CGCAGAGAGGCGCGCAUACUGUACGCGGUGCGGAGAGCAGAGGAGCGGUCUCAGAUUGCGGGCGUCUGGGCUUUAAAAGCGGGCGUCACCUCGCGGCUCCGCAUCAGCAUCUCCAGGAGAGAGAAGAGCGGAACGAGCUGCCGACUGAUCAUUUGCGAUGAUGUCACUGCAGAAACCUCCCCUCAGACGCAGCGCAUCGACCGUAGAAUCGACCAAUCACAGCGGGCCUCUGUUGACUCCGCCCACCUCCCUCAACUUACGCUCCUCCCACAACCAGCAGCUGAGCUGCGACACCAUAAAGGAGGGCGUGGUCGCCGUUUCCAAGGAAGCGCAAAGCUCGAAGAGUCGGCAGAAAUAUGCACUGACCAAUAUCCAAAACGCGAUGGGUUUGAGCCAAAACCCCGCCCCUUUGACCCAAAGCCACACCUCCUCGGACCGAAAACCCGCCCCCACAAAAUCCGCCUCCUCUUCGUCCCUCUACUGCUCCUCGCUCUCCUUCUCCACCUCCAAUCCCAAACUGGCCAAAAACGGCACCAACCUGCAGCUCAAAGAGGAGCAGCUGGACCUCAACAAGAACGACAAGAACCUGGUGAGGAGCAGCUGGGAUUGGCUGGAGGGGAAGGACAACCAGAAGAACCCCACCAUCAGGAGGAGGACCAAGAGCUUUCUAGAGUACCAUCGAGAAGAAGAGGCACCGAACAGCCCAGAUAAAGACACACGGGCCGAGGAGAAACACCUCCUGCCCAAACUAGAGGCGCAGACGUGGGCUAAAGAGAACCAUGUGGAGGUGCACCUCACCCUCCCUCAGAACCACCUGCUCCUGCUGGCCAGCGAGGAAGAGGAGGAGGAGGAGGAGAGUCCCGGAGAGACGCUGGAGGUUCACGAACACUCGCUCCGGCCCAAUAACGAGCGCAUCGGCCGCGUCAGAGACGGGUCUCCGGGGGGAGCGCGGCUGCAGAGGAGUCCCUUACGCCUGAAGCUGAGACGAGACGAGCCGGAGGAGUCGCCCGAACGCCCGGCCAGACCCGAGAAACAGGAGGAGGAGGAGGAGGACUCCAGCUGGACCACGCUGUCACAGGAGAGCCCGUCUGUGGAGACUCCUCAGGAGACAGGUGUUUGGGAAGAGCCUCCUCAGGUUCAGGACGUGUCUCAGGAGUAUUUUUGGCGUAUUUCAGCUGAUUCCACUCCUCGAGAUCAGCCUGUGGCUGGCGACGCCCACUCUGACCAGGAGGUGGAGCCGAGGCUGAAGGGGGCGUGUCUUCCUGUGCCCUGCACUAAAGCACAGACUGAGCGGCCCAGCAGUAUCGUCUCGGACAGCUCUGUUGAACCCGUUCCUUCAUCAGCAGCUUCUUCACCCUCCUCUUCCUCGCUGUGCUAUGAGGCGAUGGGCCGCGCCGCCGGGUUCCUCAACAACAACUACCUGGACCUGACGGAGACAUGCGAGUCCCGCGAGCGCCGGCGCGAGAGAGAGCGACAGGAGGAGCGCGAGAGACAGCGAGAGAUGAGCCGAGUGAGUUUGGGAGCUCACGGUGGACCGUACAGCUUCAUCAACCACAGAGCUAAAGUCCCAUCAGCCCCUGCAGACACCGUCAUCCCCAUCAACGACCCGGAGACGCAGGUGUUUGCGGUGUGUUAUCUGGGCUGGCUGGAGGUGCGAGACGCAGACGUGACGUCUCCGAGGAGCGGCGCGGUGUUGAGCGACUGCAUCCAGCAGCUGCAGCAGCGCAGAGAGACGCAGAGGCCGCGGGUGAGACGCAGACGCAGACGCAGACGCAGACAGACAGCGCUCGGAUCUCAUUCACACGCUCACACAGCUCUCUCAUCUCUCUCGUCUCGCUCUCAGACUCAAGCCAUGCUGCUGGUGCUGCAGGACAUCACUCUGACCCUCAUCGACCCCACUGACCACACCCUCCUGCACUCUCAGCCAAUCAGCUGCAUCCGCGUCUGGGGAGUGGGGCGGGGCUUCAGCAGGGAUUUCGCGUAUGUGGCCCGUGACAAGAACACGCGUGUGUUGAAAUGCCACGUGUUUCAAUGUGACAGUCCCGCGGAAAGCGUCGCCAGCAGCCUGAAGCAGAUCUGCUCGAAGAUUAUGGCUGAUCGCAGGAGCAUCGGUCCGGUCGCUGGCUCCUCGUCUCAGAUCAGCUCUGAUGUUCCUCUGAGAGUAGAGUUUCCAACACCAAAGACUGACCUGCAACACAGUUUCCACGUGCUUUACCUGGGAAUGACGACAGUACUGCGGCCUAUAGGAAUGGACAUGAUAAAUGGAGCGAUAGACAGUCUGGUGUCCUCCGCAGGGAAAGAGGACUGGACCCCCGUCCUGCUCAACGUCGCUGACGCCACAAUUACUGUCAUCAAAGAAAAGGAAGAAGAGGAGGAAGUCAUAGUGGAGUGCCGCGUGCGCUUCCUGUCUUUCAUGGGCGUGGGGCGUGACGUCCAUACGUUUGCGUUCAUCAUGGACACGGGAAACCAGCACUUCCAGUGUCACGUGUUCUGGUGCGAACCCAACGCCGGAAGCGUGUCGGAGGCUGUGCAGUCGGCCUGUGUGUUGCGGUAUCAGAAGUGUCUGGGGAAGUCUGGCUCCUUGACUCCGCCCCCUACCGACUCCGUCACCCGCCGCGUAACGUCCAGCGUCAAGCGCGGCGUCCAAUCAAUUAUAGACACUCUGAAAAAGAAGCCCGCCCCCGAGGUUCCCCACCAAUGACGGAGCAGAACGGCUGUGACGGACAGCAGGUGUGUGUGUGUAUUUACUGAUGCAAACGAGAAGAGAAACACAGGCCAACAUAACAAAAAAAGAGGAGCGAGAUGAAUGAGAUGUCGUCGGCGCGUAACUGCGCUGAAUGAAGCAUGCGUCUGCCUUACACUAACACACUCUCACUGAAGUAUUUCGAGGGCGUCAGUGUUCAUGUGGCACUGAUCCAGUCACGUUCAGAUCAAUGUAAGUCUUCACACGCGUGACCUGGAUUCAGUGCGUCUCAUUUCAAACCACCCACACACUCGGGAAAUUGGAUCCUUUGAAAAUUUUUCUCUUUCCCCAAGAAAUUUAGAGUGAAUUUUCUGCUUUUGGAGAGUGUGUAAAAUGUCAGACUCACGGCCUGGCUGAUCUAUCAUCUUUCAUCAUGAUGUUCAGUGGGAAUAUUGUAAUACAUCAGAGUCUGUAACAUCUGCUCAGUCUAAUACUGUAAUGAAGAGCGGAACGGGGAUCUUCUGAUCACACAAGCACACUCCUUUAGUUAAACAUUACGGCCUGAAAGAGCCCUGCGCAAGUACGCAAACACAGACGCGAACGCUUGGCAAACGUGUGCUGCUUCUGUACAAACUCAACAUGAUCCUGUGGUGAUGAAAGAAAAAAAAACUCAUUCAAAUGUAUAAAUGACAUUAAACCAGUGUUUUUGUUCAGAUGUCCAGCUAAAGAUGCCAAAGUUAGUCCAUCUGUUUUUUUUUUUUAAAUGAAACCGUUUAUUGAACCUUUAGACAAAAUGCAUUCAAAAAAGUGUUUUUGUUUAAUAUCAUAUUUGAUCCAUCAGGCUUUUAUGGCUCAUAUAGUCCGAUAUAGUGAGAAUAUGGAAAAACAGAGACUCUGAAUAAAACUGAGCAAAAAUAUGAAUCUGCUGCAGAUGCUGAUAUUUCUAUGAUGAUAUUCUGAUGCUUGUGAUGUAAAUCAAUGAGAUGUUUAUAACAGUGCAGCAGAUACUGACAUAAAAUGAUCUAAAUAUCAGCGUUCGCUCUAUAUCUCCAAUAAUAUCUUAGUAAGAUGAGAUUGAAAUGAUCCAAACAUAUAAUGCAAUGCUGAUGGAGAGAUGAAGAAAUAAACGCUCCUCAGAAGAUGUGAGAUGAUCAGAUAUUAGACUAAAAAAAAGAUUGAUGGAGAAUCAAGUAAAGCUGAGCUGCUUCAGUAAGAGUUCAUCUGGAGACAUGACUGCAGUUAUUCUGACCUUUACUUGAUCAAAAUCAGUCCAGAUUUGACACGAGAAGCAGCAGCUGAAGCUGGACGCUUGUAUAAUUACACUAAAAGAGCUUUUACUGGAUUAAAAAAAAAAAAAAAAAGACCUUCAGCAUUGUAAAAUGUGGUCGAAAUACAUUGAUUUAAUGCUAAAUGUUUGUUAAAAAAAAACAAAAACAAAUUAACAUUGAAAUUUUGCUUGAUGUUGAAACCACUUGACAAUAUCAAUGUUGAUUUGAUUUGAAAUGUUGAUUUAACCUCGAUCAUUCCCAUUGAAUAGCUGGUUGGAUCCACGUCAAUGUUUCAAAGUGAGAAAACCCUCUUAUUUUGGUGUGUAACAGCCACUUUCAUAACUGCAUCAAUUUUUAAAUGGUAAAAUGAAGUCCCUUGCUUAUUUUUUUUUUCAUUAAGAAAUCCCACACUGUGAAAGCAACCUUAAAUCUCAACCUUAAAAAGCAACACCAUCUAAAAGCCAUUUCUCCACCGUGACUCCUUAAGAAACUGUAGCGAAUGUCGAUUUACGCUAAUGCCGGUCGUAACGCCCCUUUGUAGCAGUGCUGAAGAUGCAAAACGUACUUGCAUUGCAUUAUGAAUAGUGGAACGCAGUGAUGCAUGAACAGAGCUUGCUUUGCUAAGAGAUUUUGCGUACUUGCGUAGAGCGUUUCGGAGGCUCACAUACAUGAGGAAUCCCUGCUAAAGAAUAAGCUUCAGAUAUCAAACAAACACAGGAAUGUUAUUUCUCACAGAAUGGUGUUUUAAACCAGAUCGACCACUAAAGACACUCAUUUUUACACCAUAUUAAUGUAUCAUGUUGUGGAAAUAAAUUACAU